GAGCUCCGUCAGUCUUUCGGCGUUUUGUUCGCAAGCAGGUUGAUAAUCCUGCCGCCUCCUCGUGCGCGCCAUCAGCCUUGUCAAACUUUGAAAAAUUGGAACGUUUCCCAUUAUCAAUAUUGUGUAAACAAACUACAUAUCACGAUAGUAAUUAAAUUUGUUUUUUUUUCACCGGUUAUCUAAUAAUGGAAGAAUAGUGUUGGCUUGUGUACAACUGAAGCGAUAUGAAUAUGAAAAAGUAUUAAUUGUUUUGGCGGUGAUUUUAAUUAGUGUUAGGAACCAAAAUGGUAUGCAUUCAAAUUCGGUUUAGUAAAUAACAGCUAUAUGAAUCAAGCCACAGACAAUCUAGUGAUUAUUUUAUAAGUGGCUAAUUCGCCACAACAGGAGAACGCCUUCGAAUUAUUUCUUUACGUCAUCGGGCUUCCGGCGAGGGCAAAAUGUGGCUCUAUUUAAUCAACUUCAGCGUAGUUCUUAUAGUCGUAUUGGGUCGUUUAGAUCGUGAUAUCGGACAUCCUUGUCCAGGACCUCCCGAUAAAGGUCCUUGCAACAGAGCCCUUUACAAAUGGGCUUACGACCACGAUAAAAAUAAAUGCGUAUUAUUUGCAUGGGGAGGCUGUGCUGGUAAUAAUAAAAAUAGGUUUAAUACAGAAAUACAGUGUAUACGAAAAUGUAUUUCAUUAAAAUACCGUUCCUUCAUCUCUGGGAAUUACACAGUACCAAAAGAAAAACGUGGACCCGAAUUGACUUUCCAGGAAACGGGAAACGAGAACACGUUUAUGUUUGCCCAAUCGAACACUUUUAUUCAAAUCGACGGGGAUAUUAUCCAAACUUUUCAAUUAAGGCUGUGUCGACAAAUUUCUUUCCAGUUUAGAACUAGACUUCCACAUGGGCUUUUAGUCUAUCACAAUGUUAAAGUCCCAGCGGGAGUUUCUCUACAACCUUAUGCUUUAUACAUCAUUGUGGAACAAGGCCAACUUAAAGUUGUCCACGUCUAUGGGAAACAUCUAACAGCACUGACUGUUGGAAGAGGGCUUAACAGAGACGAGUGGCAUUCGGUGACUGUCAGAAUAGACGUACAUGGGGCUCGUUUGAUGGCCACUGUUGACGACCAGAAGGAAGAGACUAAUCUUCGAGGUCUCGACAAAGAAAAUAACUAUGGAGUCUCUGCAAACGUUACCUCGGUGAUACUUAUCGGUGGACUGAGUUCAGAGGAACGUUUGCAUGGUGUUAAAUACAUAAUUGAGUCAUUUGUUGGGUGUAUUAAAGACGUAGUCCUCAGCACAGGCAAAUCAGCAUCUGAUCUUUUGACGAUAAGUCCUCUAAUUGCAACCAAACACGAAAACGUACAAGAAGGUUGCAUCGAUAAGUGCAAAACGACCGAAAAUUUGUGCUUUAGGGGGUCUCGAUGUAUAAAUCACUACAACUCGUUGACGUGUGACUGCUUUGGGACUCUGUACGAAGGAGAGUUUUGUGAUAUUUACGCUGCCACAGUAUUAACGCUUCGAGGAUCAUCCUACGUUUCCUACAGAGUGUACGACUGGAAAGACCGAGUUCACUCCUCAAUAAACCGUUUCUCAAUGUUAUUCAAGACCCGAUUUGAUGACUCUGCCUUAUUUUACGCCGCGGGGGGCGAACACGAACGUAUUGAUCACUACAUUGCUGCCUCAAUUUACAACAACUCGGUUUACAUAGAGUUGGAUUUUGGUGCCCAAACCAUGUCCCAAACCCUUGGCCAAAAUGACGAUUUCCAGCUAAACCAAUGGAACAACUUGACUAUAUUCCACGACCAUGACAAAAUCCUUUUAAGCCUCAACCAGGAGAAAGUCUGGUUGAACCUCACUGGUUCCCCCAUGUUGUACAUAGACCCCGAGAUAUACAUCGGGGGAGGCCCCGAACUCCAGAAGAAAACUGGGCUAAAAUCGAAAAACAAUUUCGUCGGAGGCCUCAAAUACGUCUUUUUUAACGACAUUUCCAUCAUCUACGAACUCAACAAAAACAAUCCUAAAGUGCACUACAUUGGUAUUUUGCGACCGGAAUAUGAAGAAAUCGAUGUUACAGAAAUCCCAAUCACUUUUCCCUUCACUUCGUCGCACAUCUGGUGGCUUAACAACUACAUCAACAACUUGUUCCUCACAUUCAAUUUCAAAAGUAGCAGCAAUUUGAGCGUUUUGGCCUCGAGUGAAACCACAACCAAACUCUACUGGGAGGUCCGUGUAGUCAACGACGAAGUCAGAUUCGAGUUGACAAACAUGGCCAAAAACACCACGCAUUUAAUAAGUGUGAAAAAGACGCCGAAAAUUUGGCAUUUUCUCAACUUGACAUAUUUCAACGGCGAGGUCAUUUUGCGAGUUGACGACAAGGAGAAACAGGAGAAGAUUGAAGACUUGAAAUUCGCAGUCGGGGAUAAAAUUAAGGUCGGGAGUGGCUCCAGGUCCAAUUCUGGACUUGUAGGGUGCAUGAGAGACAUUAUAGUCAAUGGGGCGAGUUUGGAACCCCGAUCUGUGUUACAGUCGGAAAGAGUUGUAGGUGAAGUGACUUUGGAUGACUGCAAGUUUGUCGACCCGUGUUUGCGACCAAAUACGUGCGAACACGGAGGGAAAUGCUCAGUUAAAGAAGACAAACUUAUUUGCGACUGCACUGACAGUGGAUACACUGGGAAAAAUUGUCAUUUUGCAAAAUACAGGAAAACUUGCGAGGAACUUGCUUUACUAGGAUACACAAAACCUGACGUUUAUUUAAUUGAUAUUGACGGUAAUGGGAAGUUUCCUCCAGCUCACGUCCGGUGUGAAUUCCAAAGUAUCGAAGAAUCAACCAAAACAAUAGUGGAACACAAUCUUCCAAGCCAAAUUGAUGUGAGAUCCCCCUCUGAGAGCGAUUUCAGUUUCACUAUCAAAUACCGAGAGUUUACUCCUAAUAUGCUACAAGAGCUGGUAUCCCACUCGUUGAAUUGUAGCCAAUAUAUUAGAUACGAUUGUUUCAAAGCACCCCUAGGGUUGCACUCCGCUACCUGGUUUAUAAGUUCAGCAAACGAAACUGUUGAUUUUAUCGGAGAUGUUAAAAGAGGAACGUGUCCUUGUUCCAUAGGAAAAAAAUGUGAAAACCCUUCACAGUGGUGCAACUGUGAUGACGCUGCUGACGACAAGUGGAACUCAGAUGAUGGGUAUUACACGACAGCAAAAAGUCUUGGGAUAACCCAAAUGGUGUUUUUGCAACCACCAGAUUUACCAAAUGAGGCCCUCGGAAGGGUAACUUUAGGGCCGUUGGAGUGUGUUGAAACUAACACUCAAAGGUAUGUGGUUACCUUUACUACAAGUCAGUCGUAUAUUGAGGUGCCAGGGUGGAGGAAAGGGGACUUGGCUUUCUCGUUUAGGACCACUGGAAAAAAGGCCAUUUUGUUGUAUCAGCCACCAAUAAGGCCCAAUUAUCCCAGUUUUAUGAUUGCUUUAACUAGCGAUUUUCAGUUGACAUUUAAUUUCACUUUAAACACUGGAGUUUCAAAGGAGUUGGUGAUCAUUUCUGACCGGAAAUUAAACGGUGGGGAGUGGCACAAAUUAUGGAUUGAUUACAAUAAAUAUCAUGUGCGACUUAUGAUCAAUGAGGAUCAAAAAAUGGAUGAUUUGAAACCGGAAGAAGAGUUUGGGCCGUUUGAAGGAUCGAUGUUUAUCGGGGGCGCACCAACCAAUUUACUAGAUCCUAAAACUUCGGUGCAUCAGGGGUUAAUAGGUUGUUUUAGAGGCCUUGUCGUGAAUGAAGAAAUUCUGGAUAUUUAUAGCUACAUGAGUGUACAUUUGAGUGAAAUUAUUAAAGAUUGCAAGCCUUCUUGUGUGCCGAACCCGUGUCAAAAUGGAGCUCAAUGUAAAGAGUUGUGGAGCACUUUUGAAUGCAUUUGCCCUAAUCCGUGGGCGUAUAAAGGCAUUUAUUGUGAAACAAAUGUUAAUGUUAAUGCGUUAACAUUCACAAAACCGGAAUCUUUUUUGCGACGCAAUUACUUGGACACCAAAGACGAGAACGACAAAAUCGCCUUAAAGAAAAUAUUCGAAGAACAAAUCCUAAUAAACCUUCGUACCUACGACGAAUUAGCCUUGAUUUUCUACGCUAACGACCAUUUAAACAAUUUCGUCCAUUUAUUCAUUUGCAACGGGACUCAAGUUGUAUUCUUAUUCAACUUCGGAAGUGAAAUUUAUGACUUAUCCGUCGAACAUCCGGAGUUAAAUUCAAGUAAAUCGAUACAAAUUGCAAUCCAACGCGAAGAAAACAUGACCACAAUGUACGUCAAUGAGAACAACAACAGCAUUUCGAUCGGAGUCUCACUCUUGGAAACUUAUUCAAAUAAGCCUUGGAUCAAUCCCGAAAAAGAGGUUUUGGCGCCGCAAAGGCCACCCGCGCCUCCCACCGAAUAUUUUCAAUUAAAUUUGGGCGGAUAUGACCCCGAAACAUUGUUAAAAGUGUCGGAGGAUCCUCCCAUUUUGCCCGGAUAUGUGGGAUGCAUGAGAGGUUUUCAAAUUGGCCAAACACUUAUAGAUCUUCCGUCUAAAGUUACGGAGGUCGACGAAGGCGUCAAGGCUAAUUGCAAUAUGAAAUGUGAUGCACUCCCCUGCAAACACGGAGGGAUCUGCAUUGAGAAUUUCCGAAAUCAGGAGCAUUCCUGCGACUGCGAACACACCAGUUAUUACGGGGAGUUUUGCUCAGAUGAGAAGGGGGCAGAUUUUAGCGGCGAGUCGAUUUUGUGGAGGGAAUAUAUCCUCAAUGGGUCGGUGGACCACGUCAAAAUACAGCUAGCUUUUUCUAGUAUGGACAUAAGACAGAAAAACACAGCUUUGUUGCUUUUGCAGACGGAGAACAACCGAAGUUUUUAUUUUUUGAUAGGUUUGAGUCCUGAAGGGUAUUUGAUCAUCCAAGAAGACAGGGAAGGAGCGGUUUUUGCAGCUGUUGUUCAACAUAAAAGUUUCAUUAACGGUGCGCGACACUCGGUUUAUUAUCGAAGAGACCACAACGAAUCGGAGUUGUUAGUGGAUAGAGAAGUGAUAGAAAUGCACCAAAUUCCAGCCCAGACUUUCACAAAUGUGCCAGAAUUGGGGGCCAAUGAGGUGCUAAUUGGGGGGCAUAACACCAAUGAUCCAAGGUUUGCGAUAUACAAAGGCUAUAGUGGAUGUCUGUCAAACAUAUUUAUUGAAGUUAAUGAGCAUGUAAUGAAACCUUUAGAAGAAUACAUGCUGUUUACAAAAACUGGCUCCGAAAAGGUCAACGUUUCAAACCCGCACGGAGUUCGCAGUGCCCAAUGUAGCCCCCAUUUCGACGUUUUACACGAAAAAACGCCAGGAACCACCAAUCUCAACAUUAGCCAAGGUAAGGAUAAAACAUGGGUGGAAGACGCACCUCAAAGAGUUGUUUACACAUCUGAUGCAUCUACUGCAACCGAACAAGAAGAAGGAAUCGACAAAAUCGUCGUAGUUGUCCUUUCUGUAUUUUUUGUAUUCAUUAUUAUUUGUUGCAUUUAUGAGUUGUAUCGCACGGACAAAGCCUACAAGAGGCGUAAAGAACUUGAAACUGAUGCUAAUAUAUUGUGGUCGAAGGAACAAGCUGCUAAAAUGCAGGAAACUCCGUUCGUGCAGAUGCCAGCGGAAACUGUAACAAAGCCGCCAACACAAAACGGAAAAUUGCCAAACGAAAUCUCAAACGGAUCCACUAAUAAGGAUAAUGAGACAAUUGUGACAACUGCGGAAGUUACGCCAGUUUUAGAAGAGGUUCCCACGAAACCUUUGAAAAGACAAGACAGUAAAAGAGACAGAAGAAUUAGUUUUAGAGAUAGUGCCAGUGAACUAGCAUGGGACACGCCUGAGGAAAGUUCAGAACUCUUAAGCACUAUGCACGAAGAAGACGAAGAUGAACAAAACGGGAACUCUGAUGAGUCAACGCACAAGUCCAGUUCUAACGGAAAUCACAAAAGUGUUAACGAUGUUAACGAAAUUAUUAGUGAAGAAGCAAAAGCAUCCCUGGAAAAGCUUCUCAGGUUUGGUAAUGUCCCAAAACCCGUAUUCCUGAACGAUCACCAAAGAAAAUUUGCUAACCCCAUUAGUUACUUAGGAGGACCCAGAAUGGCUCCACGAAACCGUUGGAGUGUAGAAAGUGUAUUGUCCAUAGAUUAGUUGUAACAAAUGCUAAUUAAUGUAUUUACAAAGUAAAAUAAAACCUCUUAACACGU
Tribolium madens (black flour beetle) is the source of this 6202-nucleotide messenger RNA. Its product is annotated as contactin-associated protein like 5-1. The coding region runs from base 438 to 6146 and encodes 1902 amino acids. The record is from RefSeq and is a predicted model, not a curated record. Gene Ontology annotation, molecular function: serine-type endopeptidase inhibitor activity. NCBI's taxonomy places the organism in Eukaryota, Metazoa, Arthropoda, Insecta, Coleoptera, Tenebrionidae. The transcript has 21 exons.